AACCUGUUCGUAUACGGGUGGGAAUUGUCGGAAUGCGGAAAUGACUGGCGGUUAAACUGAGGAGUGGAGAAGCUGAACUGAGCUGAGUAAUGGAGAUACAGACUGAGGCAGACGUCGCGGAGCGAAGGCGUGAACACUGGAAGCUUUUGUCCAAUCUGAAGACCACCGUGGAGGGGCUUCUGUCCACCAAUAACCCGAACGUGUGGUCGCGGUAUGGAGGACUGCAGCGACUCCACAAGGACAUGAACAACAUCCUGAGCCACGGCCUCAAACACGAACAGGUGUAUUAUAAACAGAAGGAUUAUUGGCAGUUUGUUUGGUGUCUGCGGUUUAUCAGCCCGAGCCUCGCGCGUCACGUGGAGCAGUUCAGUCAGUUGGAGCCGGUAUUGAGCAGUGGUGUUUAUGGUGUCGGUGGUGAGGGCUAUAAAGCCGAGCGUUGGCUCCUCCACAGCCUGCAGAAUCACCUGCUGUCCAGCCAGCUCAGACCCCUACUCACCCACAUCACCAACACCCGCAAAUACUACAGCGAUGAAGCGUUCCUGCUGAGCGAGCCGCAUGUGUCUGCCAUGCUGCAGUGUUUAGAGGCCGUAGAGCAGAACGACCCCCGACUGCUGGCGCUCAUCGACACCGUCCGGAUCAGAGAGCUGUCCCGGCUGAAGGAACCGGUUCCUCUCGGUCUGGUGAAGAGUCACAGCUUGUACCUGCUGCCUCCAGAGCGCCCCCUGGCAGCUGUCCGCAGACACACAUCCCACUCCUCCCUCACAGAGAGCAAUAAGACCUACUCACAAACUCAGACGGACUCUGAGGUCGUGGCACGCAGCAGUUCGAUGAGGGUGGAAGGUAAGGUGGGCGCUCCGUGUGGGUGUGACCGUGAUGAUGUCGGCACAGGGGUCCCGCAGGUGUGUGUGAGUGAGCCCCCCAACCCUCCCCAACCAGAGCAGGCGGAGAGUGUGGAUGGAGACGGUGACGAUGGGCCAGAGUACCUCGCCAUCGGCAACUUGGGGAGGCGGAGACACUCCAGCAGCUCCGCCCACAGCAGCGAGACUCCUCCGGUGCCCACUCGCUCUGCCCCCGCCCCUCCGCAGCCCCCCCGCCGCAGCUCCUUCUCCGACACACAGCGGGGAACGGGGCGGAGCUUCAGGGUUCAUACGAGGUCACUGUCUGACACUGGGGUGGCACAGAAACAUAAACAAGAAUCUGCGGUGGAUGAGCCGAGUGUGAAGAGUUUCGGCCCGUUCUCUCCUCAGAGCAGCAGCAGCAGCAGCAGCAGCAGCCACAGCUCGCUCUACAUGGAGGCCAAUGGUUUUCAGUACAGCACUGUUUCUGAUGGAAUGUUCCGGAAGCCGUCGGAGGGCCAGAGUCUGAUCAGUUAUCUCUCGGAGCAGGACUUCGGCAGCUGUGCUGAUCUGGAGAAGGAGAACGCUCACUUCAGCAUUUCAGAGUCUCUAAUCGCUGCGAUCGAGCUGAUGAAGUGUAACAUGUGCCGGAGAGCGGAGGAGGCGGAGGAGGAGGGAGACAGCGACUCUGAGAUCCAGCAGCUGAAGCAGAAGAUCCGCCUGCGCAGACAGCAGAUCCGCCGCAGCCGACUGCAGCCCAGUAGCUCUCAGCACGCGUUCACCUCCACAGACAGCGGCUCACCGAAGAGUUCCCAUGGUUCCUUUCCCCACUCUGACUCCGGAUCAGCGGAGGAGGUGGAGGACUUCGAGCUGAGAGAUGGCUGUGACGGUCCGGCGCUGCUGGCGUCUCAGAGCGGACUCUCACUGUCCCUCGCUUCACUCUUCUCAGAUGCAGAUAUUAAACCCAGCGUGACUCCCAGCAGGUCCUUCAUCAGCUCCGAGUCUGUUUCUCCAUCUCUCCUGCAGUCGAACUCCGCCGAGUCGGUGGCGAUGGGGCUGCUGAGGCAGUUUGAGGGGAUGCAGCUCCCGGCAGCUUCAGAGCUGGACUGGCUGGUUCCAGAACACGACGCUCCGCAGAAGCUCCUGCCGAUUCCUGACUCCCUCCCAAUCUCUCCUGAUGAUGGAGAGCAUGCGGAUAUCUAUAAGCUGCGGAUCCGGGUGCGGGGGAAUCUGGAAUGGGCUCCGCCGCGACCGCAGAUCAUCUUUAACAUCCACCCGGCGCCAAAGAGGAAGGUGGUGGUGGCUAAACAGAACUACAGGUGUGCAGGCUGCGGUACACGUAUCGAUCCAGAUUAUAUAAAGCGGUUGCGGUACUGCGAGUAUCUGGGCCGGUAUUUCUGUCAGUGUUGUCAUGAGAACGCGGUUGCCGUGGUGCCGGGCCGCGUGCUCAGGAAAUGGGAUUUCAGUAAAUAUUACGUCAGUAACUUCGCCCGAGACCUGCUGGGGAAGAUCUCAGGAGACCCGCUCUUCAACCCCAAUGACAUCAACACAGCGCUCUACAAGAAGGUCAAAGCACUGGAGACAGUGCGGGUUCUAAGAGUCCAGCUGUUCCACAUGAAGAACCUCUUUAAGACCUGCCGUUUAGCUAAAGAUGUGCUGGAUGAGUUUGAUUCGGUUCCGGGUCACCUGACAGAGGAUCUGCACCUGUUCUCUUUGAAUGACCUCACCGCCGUCCGCUCCGGAGAACUUGCCCCGAAACUCCGCGAGCUGCUCCGCUCAGGCUCCGCCCACGUCUCAGGCUGCAUGCUCUGCCAGGCGAAGGGCUUUGUGUGUGAAUUCUGUGGUAACGACAAAGACAUUAUCUUCCCCUACGAGCUGAACAAGUGCCAGCGGUGUGAAGAGUGUAACGCCUGCUACCACAAGACGUGCUUUAAAAGCGGUCGCGACUGCCCGCGGUGCCAACGGCUCGCCGAGAGGAGAGAGAGGAUGGCCCGCAAAAACAUGGAGGAGGACGAGGAGGAAGAGGACGAAGGGGGGACGUAGCAACAGAACAAAAGCACAGAGAUGCACAAUUAUGGGAUAUAUUUUACACAAAGCAGGAUUACUCAGUUAGCCGGGGAACUUAAGCCCGAAGUCAAGCUAUACAGCAGGGGGCGCCGUUGCACAAUGCAAUGUUGCAGAAUUACUCAGUUAUCCAGAUAACUUAAGCCUACUGCUUUGUGAAACGCCGCCUCCUGUUGUUUGCUUAAAUGCACUGCACACUGCUUUUGUGUCGCUCAUGAGUUUUUCAGCUUUGAACGGGGAAGCGUUUUACUGCAGCGGUUCAGUUUGUAUAUUUGCCUCAUUUU
This is a messenger RNA of Colossoma macropomum (tambaqui), 3184 nucleotides long. It is a transcript of the gene rubcn, whose product is annotated as rubicon autophagy regulator. Lineage: Eukaryota; Metazoa; Chordata; Actinopteri; Characiformes; Serrasalmidae. The coding region runs from base 90 to 2879 and encodes 929 amino acids. Gene Ontology annotation, biological process: negative regulation of endocytosis; negative regulation of autophagosome maturation. The record is from RefSeq and is a predicted model, not a curated record. Gene Ontology annotation, molecular function: phosphatidylinositol phosphate binding. The transcript has 22 exons. Gene Ontology annotation, cellular component: late endosome; early endosome.